AAAUUUUUUUGGUUUGAUUUGAGAUUUAAUCCUAAACCCUACAAAUAACACCAUAUCCCUCUUUCUCUUCUUCUUCUUCUUCUUCCUCACCUCAAGGUCAACCCUGAAGCCACCGCUCACUCCCUCGCUCUCGCCCCUCGCCGUCUACUGGUAAUUCCAGUCAAACAGAAAUUCACAGCUGUGUUGAGACAUUUGAGUACCACAAAAUCGUGUGGUAUGGCAAUGGAGGCCGAUGGAACAAGUGGCUCUCUUAGUUUGCUGAAGCAAGGAGCUGAAGCUAGAAUUUUCGAAUCAGAUUUUGUGGGAAGGAGGUCGAUAAUCAAGGAGCGCUUCUCAAAGAAGUAUAGGCAUCCAUCUUUGGAUUUAAAACUUACUCUUAAGCGCUUGAAUGCAGAAGCUAGGUGCAUGACGAAGGCACGCCGACUUGGGGUCUAUACGCCAUUGUUGUUUUUUGUGGACCCUGUUCUACACACUCUCACAUUUGAGUAUGUAGAGGGUCCUUCAGUAAAAGAUGUAUUCCUUGAAUUUGGAGCGCAUGGUAUCCGAAAAGAACAGAUGGAUGAUAUUGCGAAGCAAAUCGGCGAGGCAAUUGCCAAACUACAUGAUGGUGGCUUGAUUCAUGGUGAUUUAACCACAUCAAACAUGUUAAUUAAAGGUGUUACCAAUCAGCUGGUGCUUAUUGAUUUUGGUUUGAGCUUCACAUCAACCCUUCCAGAAGACAAAGCUGUCGAUUUAUACGUAUUGGAACGAGCUUUGCUCUCGAUGCAUUCUUCGUGUGGGAAUGUGAUGGAUCAAAUACUCGCCGCAUAUAGGAAGUCCUCAAAACAGUGGUCAUCAACAUUGAAUAAGUUAGCUCAAGUGAGACAACGAGGUCGAAAGCGCACCAUGGUUGGAUGAGAAGCUUUGAAAACCAUCUCGUGCAUGUGGUUUGCUCCCACAAAGUCCGAGGUUCGAGUCCCUCCCGAGCACCUACAUAUUAUUGCUGUAGUAUU
Molecule: messenger RNA, 992 nt
Organism: Humulus lupulus (European hop)
Lineage: Eukaryota; Viridiplantae; Streptophyta; Magnoliopsida; Rosales; Cannabaceae
Exons: 7
Coding region: 217-897 (226 amino acids)
Biological process (GO): protein phosphorylation
Cellular component (GO): cytosol; nucleus; EKC/KEOPS complex
Molecular function (GO): ATP binding; protein serine/threonine kinase activity
Source: RefSeq, a predicted model, not a curated record